AUGGCCACGCCGCUGACGGCGAUCCCGGACCACAUCCAGGAGGAGAUCUUCCUCCGCUUGCCUACCGCGGCCGACCUCGCCCGUGCCUCCGCCGCCUGCGUCUCCUUCCGCCGACUCGCCACCGGCCGGUCCUUCCUCCGCCGCUUCCGCCGCCUCCACGCCCCGCCGCUCCUCGGCUUCCUCCAGCGCGACCACUUCGUCCCGGCCCUACCACCUCACCCCUCCGCGCCCGCCGCCCGCGCCCUCGCUCUCGCCGCCGACUUCUCCUUCUCGUUCCUCCCCUCCCACUGCCGCUGGAUCGUGCAGGACGUCCGCGACGGCCGCGUCCUCCUCGGUCGCAGGUUUGAAAAGGACGACCCGUCUCCGGUCUUCCGGGAGCUCGCGGUGUGCGACCCCUUGCACCGGCGGCACGUCCUGCUUCCCCCAGUUCCUGACGACCUGGCCCAUUGGGUGGUGGAGCACCAGGUCUACAACCCUUUCAAACCUUUCCUCCUCCCCCUCGCCGAGGAGGAGACGGAAGAGACAGCAUUCAGAAUCAUCUGGAUGGCGCAUUGCAGAACUAAGCUGGCCGCGUUUGUCUUCUCUUCGAGCACCGGAAAAUGGCAAGCCACCAAGGGCGGGCCGACUGGUUUGGUCCUUGACAGGGGCGACUCGGCCAUAAUGUCACGGAUCCACCCUCAUUUUCUCAUGCGCCAUUACGCCUAUGGCUGCUUCUACUGGGACUGGCUGGUGACCGGGAGUAAAAAGUUGCUCAUGCUUGACACCAGGAGGAUGGAGUUCUCCUUUGCCGACCUCCCGCCCGGAGAAUGGAGUAAACAUGUAGCCAUUGUGGAGGCAGGGGAAGGCAGGCCUGGGAUUUUUAGGUUCCAUGGUGAAAUUGCAUCUGAUCUCAGCUAUGCCAUUGCGCAAAAGGCAGGCGAGAGUCCGAGCCAGUGGCAAAUGUUGAAGACAAUCUCACUAGACCCUGGAUACAUAUAUUCUAUUGAUGCUGCUACGGGAAGGUAUUUGCUGUUGGUUAGGACGGCAGCCUCUUCUGUAGACAAUUUGGUAGAGAAUUCACUCAUCGAAUAUUUCUCAAUGGACGCCAAGAUGUUGCAGCUUCAGAGGGUUUGUGCCAAACAAUGCUCGCUUAUGUAUAAUGGGACACACAUAUAUGCCGACUUCCCACCAUCAUUGUUGUCUUCAUGGGCAAUAUAA
Triticum turgidum subsp. durum (durum wheat) is the source of this 1197-nucleotide messenger RNA. The record is from the annotation of a GenBank genome assembly. NCBI's taxonomy places the organism in Eukaryota, Viridiplantae, Streptophyta, Magnoliopsida, Poales, Poaceae.